ACAGACACACGCUACUUACGUCGCUACUCGCUCGUGACUUCGAAGCAUUCCUGUAAAGUCUGUAAGCCUCUCUCUCUGUCUCUACGCUUCAUGAUCACACGGCACGGGUCUGGGACAGUGUAAAAGGCGCGCGGAAAGAGCAUACAAGUCGGCUCUCCAGUGGCAACGAUUUGUCAGCUUGAGACCUCCUCGACACCGUGGUAGUGGUCAUAAACGAGGAACAUAGGGAAAUCAAAGGGGGCGUCAAUUCAUCCGCCGCCGGUCUCAUCACACGAUCAAACAACGGCCGUGAGCGUCUCAAAGCUCUGAGCUGUGGGUUAAGCCAAGUCUGAUCAUUGGGACCUAUCCGUCACCUCCCUAUAUUUCAACAUGAGGGAGUCAAACUACUCGUUCCCGCCUCAUAAUCGGGCUGUGCUGUCCAUCACCCAUCUGUUGUACGAUAGAAGAGCUCUCGACACGAACAGUCCUCUUGCCAUUCUCAAUAAUCUCACUUCUCUCACAUACCUCACAUCGACUUCUCCUCGCAUCCGUGAUAUCCUCACGCUCGAUGGCGGCCUCGAGCGUCUUCUGGAUAUCUUGCGUAAUUCCUGUCUUCCGCGAGAAGCUCAACGUGGCCAAGAUCUCUGGGGUCUCAAUGGUCCACCGACAUCCCGCGUGAUCAGUGUGGAUCGACAGGUCUUUCUCCGCCAUAGUUUGGCCUUCCAAUGCGUAGUCAACAUCGGAGUCAGAGGGAGCGAAGCUAUUCGUACCCGUGUAGUUCAAGCUGGCGCUUUGGAUCUAGUCGCUCAAAUCCUCGAAAGCUGGCUGGUCUAUCAUGGCAUAGGCACUUUUGCAGGACCUACAGGGAGUCAAAUGGCAAUCACAGCGCUUAAAGCUGGUAUUCCUGUGCCUGGAACUGAAGGCCAGCGUCGAAUGACACGAUUCUCGAACUCUCGUUUCGCUCAAGCUGUCUCUACUACCGCUGCAAGAUCCACUUCCUCCAUCUCAAGCUUUGUCGGAUCGCUCACUGGUCGUAACAACCCUCGAGAGUCAGCUGCGCCCGACCCGACACCUGAGUAUCGCGCAGCCAGCGUCGAACCGGCGCGAACGAACGACACGGAUGUAGACAUGGCGGAUGGUGAGGCCGACGAAGGUACGGACAUCGCGUCCGUGGACCCGGGAGAUGACAGUAUGGAGAUUGAUGAUGGGUCAAGAGAGGAGGAAACGCCGGAAGCUCGAGCUGGACCUUCUAUGACGCCGCGCCCGCCCGUCUCCCUUGCUCCGUCUUAUGGCACAUCGUCACGAUCCACCUCGCGAGAUCGACAUGUCGAAAGCCAAGCUUCGAGUAUCACCAACUCGGUUUCUGGUGACGAGCUUUCUGGUCGUAUUCCCCGUGCCACUUCUGAGAACAAUCUUGGAGCCGCCGUAGCUUCGGGAUCGACCGCUCGACCGCCUCAUCUCAAUCUUGGCGGCACGAGAUUGCCAGCACUGGGGCAAGAUUCCAUCAGUAAUCAGUCGAGCCCGAUGGGAACGCCAAUACGACAAGAUGACGGAGAGAUCUUGCGUGCGCCUGGUAGAAGAGGCACGAUCGUCGGCCGACCUGUCAACGUCACCCUCGCACCGAGGAACGAGAGACGGCGAGAAGCUGGUGAUGGGGGCAGUGGGACGUCUGAUGUGGGAGAAGAUGUCGAUCUCCCGACAGCUACCAUCGCUGCUGGUAUAGCGGCCGCAAACGCUCAAGCCAUGGAGAGUGGUGGUACGGUCGUUCCGGACGAGCCUGGACCACCUCCCAAUGUUGAAAUCGUGGAGAAUCUGGCCAGUGCUGUGCCCGAAGAUCCCGAUCCUGAAAUGGUGGAGGCUGAACAAGCUAGACUCGACAUGGAAGCUGGUGCACCUCCUGGCCAGCCUGGAGCAGCGCAGACGCCUCGUGUCCCGCCAGCCGAGAAUGCCGCACCUCAGCAAGCACCUGAUGCUGCUGUGCCCCCGGGUCAAAUCAUCAUUGCAAACGGCGCACCUAGAGGUUUCCACGAUCUCGGCAGUUAUGUGGGGAUCUCCUCUUUGCUCAAUCCCGACGGCGAUCGAUACUCUGAUGACAGUAUCCUGCUCGCACUGCAACUGCUUGCAUACCUGUCGAAAUACCCACACGUUCGAUCCGCUUUCCACCAUCCUCGUCGACCCAUGCACCCGACCUUCGACCUUUCACCAGCUCCAAACUCUCAACCGCUACCUCAACGUCCGGCGACAUCCCUCACUCCCAACAUGUUCUCCUUGGUCGAGCGAUUCACUUUCCGACCGACCCCUUCUGAUCCCUUGCUUUAUGUGAUCCCCGACGAGAUUCAAUACUGGGCCGGUGUCAUCAUGCGAAACGCAUGUCGCAAGGAUGAAGCGAGAAACGGUAUUCGACAAUGCGCGCACAUGCCGUGUGGCAAGUGGGAAGAAUACGCCAGAGAAUUCGCCAAAUGUAGACGGUGUCGUAAGGCCAAGUACUGCAGCAAAGAGUGUCAAAGUAAAGCUUGGUCGGAAGGACACCGGUUCUGGUGUAACACGCGGAGUGACGAGCCUCCACCUGGGGUCGCAGCGGCUACUGGACAAGGACAGACGGGACAAGAUCACAUUAAUCCGAAUACGCAUGGUGCAGAACCUGACGAUGAUGAUCUGGAUGCUGAAUUUGCCCACGCCGAUCUACCUGGUCACCUCGUCGCUCGGGUCCGGGCAGCUCGUGAAGGUGAUCGACGUGGCCCGGGAGGAGCAGUGGGUGGAGGCGGACGGAUCGGAGGCGGAACCAUCGAUCCGAAUGUUACGGCUGUUGAGUUACCCAUCGACUUUCAACAAAAUCUACUACAGGAAGCUCUCGGUACGAGGACAGCGCCAAUGGGUCAGGGUGUACCUGCUCCAUUGAGAAGACCACCAACUCAACCUCAAGCACGAGAUGCGAGAGUGCCAAUGCCAAUACCACUCAGACCGGCUCAACCACCGCCGGCGCCAGGGACAGCUAGAGGAACUGAGAGCUAUGUCCGACCUCCCACCGCUCUGAGAGCUGCCCCUCCCUCAGAUCCCUCAGCUAGGACCAGACCGCGUGGAAGGCCAGGGGAUGGAACUCAGCCAUGAGAACACAGAGAAGCUUGAAAUGUCUAUUCAGGAGGGUGUCUGGGGAACACAUGUUCACGUACGUGUCAUACAUGUAUAUGAUCCAUAGGGCUACGUAGUGGAGCGGUUGAUUGUAUCCUGUCUGUCAUGUCUGCAUCCUAAACAUUGCGUUUGAGUGGGCAAAGGGCAACUGUGAACGAUAAAGCAUUUUACGUUAUUUUGCGGGGCUCCAGUGGCAACGAUCGAGAAAGUUCGAGAUAUCUCUGGCAACGAUGAAACAUCAAUUGUCCAUACCUUAUUAUACUGUCUGACGACCAGGUCCUAAGCUCUCCUCAAGACAUGACACAUAAGCGACAUCUCUUCACCUGAAGGUCUGAGUAUCCUGUACAUCAGCCGAGAUCGCCACCAAUUUGACUGUUACCUAGAUAAGACAGCCAAAAAUGAUACCACGCAAGCAGCUUGUCAGAUUAGCCAAGACG
Kockovaella imperatae is the source of this 3545-nucleotide messenger RNA. RefSeq lists its product as hypothetical. The coding region runs from base 370 to 3087 and encodes 905 amino acids. Gene Ontology annotation, biological process: establishment or maintenance of cell polarity; ubiquitin-dependent protein catabolic process. The transcript has 3 exons. Lineage: Eukaryota; Fungi; Basidiomycota; Tremellomycetes; Tremellales; Cuniculitremaceae. The record is from RefSeq and is a predicted model, not a curated record. Gene Ontology annotation, cellular component: MUB1-RAD6-UBR2 ubiquitin ligase complex.